UCAUUUAUGGCUUCGCAGAUCCCAGUUAUGACCGGAGCGUUCAUGGACUCAUCACCCAAUGAUGACUACAGCACUGAACAUUCCCUCUUCAACUCGUCUGCCAGUGUCAAUGCAGGUCCCAUGACCUUAGUUCAGGCUCAACACGAUGAGCACCAGCGUGUCUCCAGUGAUGCUAUCUGGUUGUGGAUUGCCAUCAUUGCCACCAUUGGGAACAUUGUGGUCGUCGGAGUGGUUUACGCAUUCACUUUCUGA
Neoarius graeffei (lesser salmon catfish) is the source of this 252-nucleotide messenger RNA. RefSeq lists its product as uncharacterized. Bases 7 to 252 code for a protein of 81 amino acids. NCBI's taxonomy places the organism in Eukaryota, Metazoa, Chordata, Actinopteri, Siluriformes, Ariidae. The transcript has 2 exons. The record is from RefSeq and is a predicted model, not a curated record.